This is a messenger RNA of Grosmannia clavigera kw1407, 4065 nucleotides long. Its product is annotated as ww domain containing protein. NCBI's taxonomy places the organism in Eukaryota, Fungi, Ascomycota, Sordariomycetes, Ophiostomatales, Ophiostomataceae. The record is from RefSeq and is a predicted model, not a curated record. Gene Ontology annotation, molecular function: protein binding. Gene Ontology annotation, cellular component: membrane. The transcript has 3 exons. Bases 1 to 4065 code for a protein of 1354 amino acids.
AUGGCCAACAGAUCGCGGGGCAUCUCCGAGGAAGAGCUCUUCAUGAGCCGUCCGGCAGAUGAAUGCGACAGCCCUACGGUCGAGCCUCUGAGAAUAUUCAGGCCCCAGAGCCCGAACACAGGGACGACUGACCACUCUAGCUCCGAGCGCUUUCGCUAUCCGCCGCCGCCGUCCUCUUCGUCCACAGCGUCCAGGCCUGUCGGUACCAGCUCGACACGGCCCUCAUUUCCCCUGCCUCCGGGUGCUUCAAGCUCGGCCAACCCGCUGCCGUAUCCGGUUGACGACGAGAUUCUGCCACAGGCUCACAAAGUCAGCCGGCCACCGUAUCCCGACGACGACCGCCCUAGCAACAGUGGACGGCCACAUGUGUCUACAGGCGGCAGCUACAACGACAUUUCGCCGCGGUUGCCCCUUAGUCCUACUGGAAAGAAGCCCGGCCUGGCCGAGAGACGAGGGGCUGUGCCAACGUCACUGUCGCCGACGAGUCCUGUCGACAACGAUGAGUUCUUUGCCAAGCCAAUAAGCCAAGCCCCCAAGCAGAAAAUAUCCACCAGCUACCAGAACAAGCCCUAUUACCCGCCGCCGGCCGCGUCAUCGUCCUCAUCUUCGUCUGUCCCCACUACAGCCCCGGCAGCUGGACCCGGGUCGGUCGGUCGGCCACGCACCGAUUCCGACUCGCUGCAAAUGGCCGUGGAACUCGAUGGUGGUGGCGGUGGUGGCAGUGGCAUGAACCGGUUUGCAUCCACGGCCUCCACGUCGACCACACGCGCCAGCCGCGGGUCGCCGCCUCCGCCGGAGACGCCUAUUGUGGAACCAGGCAACGUUCCCGGUGGCGGCAUCGAGGCGCGCUAUGCGGCUGCCGGCAUCUCUGGCACGGCUACGCUCAACAGCUUCCAGUCUCCAAGUGCGGCAGCUGCACAGCGUCUGGCACAUUACGGACGCCCAGUUGCGACACCCCAGCCGGCGCCACCAAUUCAGCGUCCGUGGACACCAACCGAGUCACCGGACAGUCAGCCACACGGGCCACCCACCGUGUACCAAGGAACCACUCCUGUGCAGAGCCCACCUCCGCCUGUUGGGAGCUCGGCCCCGCCAGUGCACCCGGCCCUUGCUGGCGCCGGCGACGGCAACACAAACCAGACGAACCUGCAGGUGAGCGUGUUGGAGCAGGACUUUCAGCGGAUGCAGGCAUCCACGCCUCCGCCAGCCUACACCAGUGUAAAUCCCAGCGGUCCCUCGUCCUACCCACAGGAGAAGCAACAGGCGGCCCAAGCCCAACAAGCAGCCCAAGCCCAGCAGGCGGCCCAGGCUCAGGCACAGGCCCAGGCACAGGCACAAGCACUGGCACAGGCACAAGCACUGGCACAGGCACAAGCACUGGCACAGGCACAGGCCCAGGCCCAGGCCCAGGCACAAGCACAAGCACAAGCACAAGCACAAGCACAAGCACAAGCUCAGGCUCAGGCUCAGGCUCAGGCUCAGGCUCAGGCUCAGGCUCAGGCCCAGGCUCAGGCCCAGGCUCAGGCCCAGGCUCAGGCCCAAGCACAGGCUCAGGCUCAGGCACAACCCCAGACUGCGGCAAUAUCUCGUCCGCAAUCCACCCCGGCAGUGGUGGCAGUAACCCCAGCAGCAGCUGUGCCUGUGGCGACGUCGGGCUAUGCCCCGGCAGCAGCAGCCAUGGCAGGGGGCGUGGCAGCGGCUGCUUCGAUACCGGCUUCUGAGGUCAAGCAUCCUAUCAUGAGCAAUCCUCUGGCGUCACCAGGCCUGCACAAUGCUGGCCAUCCGGCAUUUGCCAACGACCGGCCCGAAAGCACGCAGCAAAACGCUGCAGCAGGUGGACUAGCACACAAACCGUCCGUUCAGGGAAUGCAGUCGCCACCACCGCUGCCAGAAGGCUGGAUCUCACAUCUGGACCAGAACUCGGGCCAGUACUACUACAUCCAUCUAGCCACACAGGCCACGCAAUGGGAGUUUCCCAAGGGUCCGAACCCGAUCCACCACGAUCCCACGCCGCUGUCACCGGCCACAUCGACGUACGGCAAUCCGCUGGGGUCGCCGUUUGCAAAGCAGUCAAUCGCAUCGCCCAUGUACCCACCGACGCCGGGCUACGCAGAGAGCAUCACGAGCUUGGCCGCAUCGGCGGCACCGACGGCCGGCUUUGCGGGACCACCGCCCAGCGCAGGCGUGGACAUGUACAAGAUCGCGCCCACCAACGGGGUGUACUUUGGGCCGUAUCUACGCUAUGUCAACAUGGACGUGGAGAAGGGCAUCUGGCUAGGCAGCAUCAUGAUCGUAACAGACGCGCCACAGCCGCCGACAAUCCACAUCCACCUGAGCGUCGACCUGUCGCCCAACCCGCGGCAGCUGGUGUCGUACAGCAUCUCGACGCACCAGCGCUGGACGUUUUACAAGUACGAUAUCGACCUGCAGAUGAGCGAGCACGGCACGGAGCGCUGGACGUAUGCGGUGACGUCGCACCUAGGCUGCACGCGCUACGAGUUUGCCGUGGCCGGGCGGCACGAGCUGGGCUGGCGGUUCAUCGCGCAUUCGGGCAACGAUUUUGCACCAUCGACGUCGCAGACCGAGCGCAAUCGGCUAGGUGGCCUGGAUUUUAUGUGGAAGGACGUGCUGCAGAAGAACGUCGAGUGUGGCGGUUUCCACGUGCAGCUGGGGCUGGGCGACCAGAUCUACGGCGAUCGGCUAUGGCGCGAGGUGCCGCUGCUGCAGCAGUGGCUGGCCAUCUCUGGGCGCGAGAACCGCAGGAAUGUGCAGUGGACGGCCCGACACGAGGAAGACGUGCUGCACGCCUACUUCCACUACUACACGUCGCACUUUGACCAGCCGUUUCUGCGCGAGGCUUUUGCGCAAAUUCCGCAUAUCCUGCAGGUGAACGAUCACGACAUAUUCGACGGCUUUGGAUCGUACCCUGACUACAUGCAGCAGACGGCGGUGUUCAAGAACAUUGGCCGCAUCGCCGUGGAGAUGUACCUGCUCUUCCAGCACCACACGACGAUCGAGAUCCUGCGCAAUGUACACACGGACCACGACGUGUUCACGAUCACGGGUGCGGGAUGGCACUUUGUCAAGUACCUCGGGCCGGCGGUGGUGGUGGUGGGCCCCGACUGCCGCUCGGAGCGGACACAAACGCGCGUGCUGGCAGGCCCGACGUACCAGGGACUGUUUCCCAAGGUGGCGCUGCUGCCGCCGAGCGUGCAGCACUGCCUCUGGAUGCUGUCGGUGCCGGUGGUGUAUCCGCGGCUAGAGACGAUGGAGACGUUGGCCAAUACAUUCCAGACGGGCAAGAAGGCGGUCAACACGACGUACAACCUGGUGGGCAAGCUGACAAGCUCGGUAGCCGGCGUGGUCGGUGGGCGGGAGGUGGUGCAGCAGGGCUUCUCGUCGGUCAAGAAGGCGAUUGGCAAGUCGGGGUUGAUGGGCAACAUGCUCAACAACUUUGGCGAGUUUGGACUGGCGGAAGAGUUGCGCGACCUGUGGACACACGAGUCCAAGGACCUGGAGCGGACCUAUCUGAUCCGGACGUUGCAGGGCAUCGCGCAGCAAAAGGGGAUCCGCAUGACAUUUCUAUCAGGAGACGUCCAUUCAUGCGGCGCCGGCCUGUUGCACGACCCGUCGCACCCGUCGAACCACAAGACAAUGUACCAGAUCAUCUCGUCGCCGGUGGUUGGGGCUCCAGCCAACGGAUACAUGCUCAAGCUGCUGCACAACAACCGGCUGCUUUACGUGCCGCAGAACGGCCACCUGUCGACACACGAGGCAUCAGACACAAAGGAAGACAUGAUGGAAAUUUUCCAGCUGGACGCGUCGGGCAUGAUGCGCGAGUACAAGAAGUUGAUGAACCGCCGCAACUACGUGGCCGUGGUGGCCUACGACCCAGACACGCUUGCAGCCGGCGGCAGUGUAGCUUCGACGCCGGGUGGCGGCCAGCAGGGCCUCAGCAAGCUCAGCCUAGCCGUCGAUUAUGUCGUGCAGGGUGACGGCGGCUUCAGCGGCACGCCGACCAAAUAUGGGCCGGUGAUCAUCCCGCAUCUUGAGUUUGGGCGUUAG